Molecule: messenger RNA, 2443 nt
Organism: Rhododendron vialii
Lineage: Eukaryota; Viridiplantae; Streptophyta; Magnoliopsida; Ericales; Ericaceae
Exons: 11
Coding region: 114-1808 (564 amino acids)
Biological process (GO): RNA processing
Source: RefSeq, a predicted model, not a curated record
UUUGACGACGCUAGCCUCCAAUAGUCUCCCAAAUCCCGAAAACGCUCUUUAUCCUCAACCAAAACCCAAACCCUUCUUCGCCGCCGGUUUUUCAACAGUUGCCGUACCAAACCAUGACUGCAAUUCCCAGCCACGGCCUCCGAUGCUUCAACUCCCGCCCAUGGCUCCAGACCCUCCGCCGAAGACCCUCUCCACGUUUCUUUUCCCCUCUCUCCGUUUCUCUCUCCUCUUCUUCUCCCGUCGAAGAAGAUUCAGAAGAGGCUCCGUCGGACGCCACGAACCCUAACGAUACUACCGUCGACAACGCCGACAAGGAGAAGAGGAAGAACGUGUCGUUUUUUCCGAAGAGAGGGCAAACGUUGGAGCUGGUCUGCGAGAGCCUAGCUUUCACAGGGAAGGGCUUGUGCAAGGUGUCCGACACCGGUUUCGUCGUCAUGUGCGACCGUGCCCUCCCCGGCGAACGCUUCAUCGGUCGCGUCACCCGAAAGAAGAAAAAUUACGCCGAGGUGAUUAAAAUAAAGACAAUAUCCCCUCAUUGGGACUUUGUGGAAGCUCCAUGUGAACAUGCUUCAGACUGUGGAGGUUGUAAAACACAAAAUUUGUCAUACGAGGCACAAGUCAGAGCCAAAGAAGAACAAGUUCGAGACCUGGUCGUACACGUGGGGAGUUUCUCUGAUAAAGACCUGGAAUGUUUUGACAUUAUGAAGCCCAUUAUUCCCUGUGAUACUCAAUUUCAUUAUAGAAACAAGAUGGAAUUCUCAUUUGGUACUAAGACAUGGCUACCUGGAGGUCCGUUACAAGACAAACAAAGUGAUGCCGCUGGCUAUGUGUUAGGACUGCACGUUCCUGGAUUUUUUGAUAAGUUUCUUAAUAUAAACAAAUGCUUAUUACAAAGCGAGCCUGCCAAUAAGGUUCUUAAAGCCAUUCAAGAGUGUUGGAGAGAUCCAAACUUAGGCCUUUAUCCGUACGAUGUUCAUUCUCAUGCUGGAUUUCUCAAGCAUCUAAUGCUGAGAUCAGGCAGGGAUGUCAAUACUGGUCUUCCCGAGCUUAUGGUUAAUUUUGUGACUUCAUCCUACAAACCAGAGCUUCUGAAGCCCCUUGUUGAGAAAAUUUCACCCAUUCUUGAAGUGGUGAGCAUUGUAAACAAUGUAAAUUCUUCCGUUGGUAACACAUCUGUUGGCGAGGAUGAGUACAUUUUACAUGGAAAAUCUACCAUCACAGAGACCCUAAGAGGGCUUGCAUUUGAAAUUUCAGCGAACUCUUUCUUUCAGACAAAUACACGACAGGCAGAGGUUCUUUAUGGACUCAUUGAAGAGUAUGCUGAUCUCAAAGGAGAUGGCUCGGACAUUGUCCUUGACCUUUUUUGUGGAACAGGCACCAUUGGCCUGACACUUGCCAGAAAGGCCCGACAUGUUUAUGGCUAUGAAGUGGUUCCUCAGGCUAUAUCGGAUGCUCGUCGGAAUGCCAAGUUGAAUGAAAUCCGCAAUGCCACAUUUGUCCAAGGAGACCUUAAUAAAAUUGACGUGAACUUUGGAAAAGAUUUUCCAAAACCUGACAUUAUCAUAUCAGAUCCAAAUCGUCCGGGUAUGCAUAUGAAGUUGAUUAAAUACUUAAUCAAGCUUCAAUCCCCACGGAUCAUUUAUGUGUCGUGUAAUCCUGCGACAUGUGCACGUGACCUCGAUUACCUCUGUCACGGUUCGGUAGAGCAUAAUAUAAAGGGAUGUUACAAACUAAAACGCCUACGGCCGGUGGACAUGUUCCCUAAUACACCUCACAUCGAGUGUGUUUGCCUCUUGGAGCUUCAAUGAUCCCUGGUUUAAUUCCUGCUUUCAUAUACAAGCGCUUUCCUUCGAAUCAUUUCUCAGCUCAUCAGUUAAAGACCACAUUCCAAAGACAUCGUCAGAUGGCAACUUCUGCAUAGGGGAUACUUCAACCAAGGUUUUCCCGUUAUGGGUAAGUAUCCCAAUGCAAAGUUUUCCCUUGUGAGUAUUGUUCAGCAAGGGAUCUGGUAAUGAUUGCAAAUGCGAAGUUUACUGUUAUGUAGAGUGUUGUCGAGCAAGGGAUCUGGUGAUGCUGCAAUCGACCUUUGUGCCUGCUUUAAGCACAAAAAUAAAAUUUCCUUCAAAGGCCACUCUCCUCAAAUGCUUCUGUUCGGAAGUUAAGUAGUUUACUGUGAGAUUAUUAUGAAGAGUUUAGACGAGGGCACUUGGUGUUUCAAUAGAGGUGCAAGAAGUGGACAAUGGAACUCAAUUAAAGGCGACAAUGGCGUUCUACUAGUAGGACUAGGGUAGAUUCCACCACGUGGCAAGUAGUUUCUUUUUGUCAUUUGGGAAGUUGAUGUCCUAUUGUAUAAGUAUCCUUGAAUAUUUUGAUCUGUAACAAUCCAUAUUUACCGGUGUCACUUUCCGCGGCCUUGAGAAUAUUAAGAACUUAAUUGUUUUUC